Lepisosteus oculatus (spotted gar) is the source of this 3193-nucleotide messenger RNA. Its product is annotated as coiled-coil domain-containing protein 60. The record is from RefSeq and is a predicted model, not a curated record. NCBI's taxonomy places the organism in Eukaryota, Metazoa, Chordata, Actinopteri, Semionotiformes, Lepisosteidae.
GGCCCGGAGUAAAACUUCUCUAUUUAAAGACGAGCCUUCCGACAGACACGUAUUUAUGACGGGUUGGUUCGCACUUUUCAGGAAUCCUUUCUCUCUUAAAUUAUUCCUCUCUUUUGUUUGCACUGUAACUAAGGGAAACAAAUGAAGACACUAGCCAGUGUCUGCGUGACUGUAGAAGACCGAGACGAGACGGAUUACUUCGCUGAAUUAUGCGUUUUGUAUUCUAAGAACCACCAUACCGAAAAAAAAGAAAACUAAGAUGGAAUAGGAAGACCACUACAAUAGCUCUUGUUCUGUGCGUAUUCUGGAGUUUAGUUUUUUUUUUUCAUGCGCAUUAAAAACUCUCAUGACAUAACAUCAGCAGGCGGGGUGUAAUGUGCAGCUAUGCCUGUGUGCUCAAGUAAAAGUCUGGACCCACGCAACUUCGUAAUUAUCAAACCACUUCCCAUAAGUCCUCCCGCGGGGAUAAAACUCCAAGCUCGUAGUAGCACCGUGUUCAACCCCUGCGAACCGAAUCGGGAGCAAGUUUUCAGGGAGAAUUACCGUCGGAGACAGAAGCAACUGACUCGCCAGGGCUACAGGGCAGUAAAUUGGCGGCCGUAUGAGGAGAUUGGAGAACCCCUUGUCCUGGAGCCUAAGAGGCUGAUUCUGCAUUCUUUAGGACAACCUGAACAGAUUUGUAAGGAUGAACCUUCUGGAGGACCAAAGGAAGACCAAGAGAGUGCCUUCAACAAAGCACAACUAGAUUCAGCUGAAGAAAGCAAGAAUGUGCCUUCAAGAGUGCUUCCCAUUGAGAAGACAGGGGAUGAUGGGAGAGCUCUCAGGAGACACCUGACUCGCACAAGGUGUCUAGUGUCUGCGGUCAAGCAGGGCCAGGGCUACUUUCACAUCCUACAGAAGGAGGCUCAGGAUCUUCAGAAAGCUCAUCUGGAGGAGCAGCAGAGACUUGCAGAGUUACGGCGCAGUGCAUGCAAGCCCCCCUCAUUCUCCACGGAGGAGGGCUCGGAGAGCGAUGAGACCACAGAGGGCUUUUUCAGAACUGCAUUGCCUGCAGAACACAGCCAGUUAUACAAGAAACACGCACGGAGGGCUUCACCGGCACGACCUUUCACCCCACUGCACUGUUCACUAACAUCUCCACAGCCAUCUGAAGCAUCACAGGAAACAAUUUUUCGCCAGCUGUGUUGUCUAAAUUGGCUUCUAGAAGCUUUGACGUUGGAGCCCUUGGGAAGAAUGGGGCCUGUCUUUUCUUGCUGGGAUAUAAAGGACCCUGGCAGAAGUAAGACGAUGAUAAAGACACUGAAUAAAGAAAAGGCAAUUGAGAUCAAAUGGGACCAGUUUAUUACACAGUCAAAGUCCAAAAAGCCUCCCUCCCGGGUCCUUCGCAAGCUGUCUGUGAAGCCGAGGAAAACGUCAUUCCUUGGCUCCUCGUGUCUGAGCGAGGUGUCGUCCGCUGUGACCCCUACGAUGGGGAGCGCUUCAUCGCUCGCCCCUGGCUCCGAGGACCUGGUUCUUAUUUCAGGGGGCGUCGGUCAUGCCGAGGAGAGCGAGUCUGCCGCCAAGGCUUCUGUGGCCCAAAGCAGGCAGGACAGCGAGGACAAGGAGCCCGUGUCAGACUACCUCCAAAAGCUGCUUGAUGCUGUUCACCAGAGUGUGGCCAAGGAGUUGCACAACUCUGAACAGCACAGUGGGAAUCCAAAUGACAGCUUGUCACAGGCCAAAGAAAUCCCUGGAAGAGAUGAGCAAAAAGAAUCAGGACCUGAGACACAUUCUCAAAGGCCUAAAAGCUCCCCCAUCCGACAGCUCUCUGCGACCAGUCAGUUCAUCACCAGCAAGUCGUCAAUGGCGUCUGAGAUGAGAGCGAGGAUCUUGGAGAGGGCUGAGGAAGUGGCCAUGAGUCUAAAUGACCAUUUGGAAGCCAAAGCGAAGAGGCGCUGGGUCAACAGUGUCCACACGUUCCUGUCCUUGGCACACGUGUCAAGCGGUCGACGUGACCUCCAUCGAAUCGGAACUCCUGCAGAAGAAAAGGACAUUGUGGAAAAGGAGGAGAAACCAACCCGUUGCACAUGGUUGUCCGAACUGCUGUCAAGCCUUCCUGAAGGUGUUCUGGAAAACAGAAAAAUCUGCCGCAUUUUGGAAAAACUGGCAAACUUUGCAGAUGGGCCAAGUCUAAGGAUCCGGCCUAACCAAUUUCUCAGGGUUCUGGGCAGCCUGCGCACAUGGGAGCUCUGUUCUCCAGAUGUGUCUGUUGCUGUUGAGAUUGUGCGGAAGCACAUCGUGCACAUGUCAGAAGAAGACUACGAGGCGUGGCUGUGCCCUCGGGUCAAGGUGCCCCCAAGAGCUCAGAGUGCACCCCCCUCCAGUGAGGUGAACCCUCUCUUCAGGAGGAACUCGCACAUUAGCAGCAUUUUCCCAAGACCUGUAAAUCUUUCCCUUUAGCACCUGCAUUUGAUAUAACAGAUUGCUGUCACCCAGGUCUGUUCCAAAGGUUCCCCAAACCAUUAAACUUUAAAAAUGACAUCUAACAUAUUACCUACCUUCAGAAUAUUAUGAAUCCAAAAAUACACCUACUGGAUAAUUUGUGAAAAGCACUUAUUUGAAUUGUCAUACUAAAAGACCAUUAUUUUGCUUGGAAGUAUAAAUCUUCAGUGAUACUGAGCCACAAUAUUAUCAAAAAAUUCAGCACCAUUGUCAACAAAUUCAGCACUACCAUUUUUGGGAAACAUACUAAGAGCAAAGUUUGCAGCUGGUUGAAGCAGUAGUCAGUUCCUGUAGAUCUCAUUGAAUUCCAUCACCAAGCUGUCUUGCUUGUGCCAAUGAUUGAGUGUUUGAUUAACAUAUUUCUUAAAACCUGAAAGACCAAGAUUCAGGAUUUGGAGAAGUGAAUAAGUACAUAGAAUUUUUAUCCAUGGGCUCUCAAACUCAGUUUCUGAAAGGCCUGCUCUUCCGCUUUUUGUUCCACCUGAGAUCUCAGUUGCAUAGCUGGUCUCAAUGGAAUUCUAACAAAGUUAUAAUGGGAAUCCGGGAGGAAUGGUAGAUCUUAAUCGUACGCACUUCAGUUCGCCUGCAUAUGCAAGUCUCGCAACCGUCACUUUGUGUAUCGCAUCUGGGCGGUGCGGUGGCUUUAUGGCUAAGGAUCUGCGCCUGUGGCUGGAAGGUUACCGGUUCGUAUCCUGUGGCUGGCAGAGCAAUC